Messenger RNA from Gadus morhua (Atlantic cod), 2441 nucleotides. Its product is annotated as inward rectifier potassium channel 16. Gene Ontology annotation, molecular function: inward rectifier potassium channel activity. Gene Ontology annotation, biological process: regulation of monoatomic ion transmembrane transport; potassium ion import across plasma membrane. Gene Ontology annotation, cellular component: plasma membrane. Bases 228 to 1607 code for a protein of 459 amino acids. NCBI's taxonomy places the organism in Eukaryota, Metazoa, Chordata, Actinopteri, Gadiformes, Gadidae. The transcript has 2 exons. The record is from RefSeq and is a predicted model, not a curated record.
ACACACACACACACACACACACACACACACACACACACACACACACACACACACACACCCACCCCUCAGUGUCCAUCAUAUAUCCGAGGGAGGCGUUAUUGUCCAGUGAUCGCAGAGCAGCAGGUGAGCUUGUCCGCUGUGACAGGUACCCAGCUCCGGUUCACUCUGGGACAGCCCGGCUCUCUGCUCAGCAGCACUCUGAACUUCAGUCUCCAGACGUUGCCAGGAUGUGCAAACAGUACGCCACGGUGGGCCACGGCGAUGAGACCGCCGCCCUGAGCGUGACCACGGAGAACGGCCGCCAGCACAAGCGUCUCCGCUACGUCCGCAAGGAGGGCGGCUGCAACGUGCUGUUCCGCCACGUGCCCGAGCCCUGGCUGCUCUACGUCACGGACAUCUUCACCACGCUGGUGGAGAUCCGCUGGCGGGUCAUGUUCCUGAUCUUCGCCCUGUCCUACAUCCUGUCCUGGCUGUUCUUCGGCAUCCUGUACUGGGUCAUCGCGCUGGCCAACGGGGACCUGCGCGGCGAGCUCAACGACCCCUGCAUGUACCAGGUGCGCAGCUUCACCGCCGCCUUCCUGUUCAGCCUGGAGACGCAGACCACCAUCGGCUACGGCUUCCGGGGCAUGUCGGAGAACUGCAUGGUGGCCAUCGUGGUGGUGACGGUGCAGGACGUCAUCAGCUGCGUCAUCGACACCUUCGUCAUCGGCAUCGUGGUGGCCAAGAUGGCGUCGGCCCGCAAGCGCGCGCAGACCAUCGGCUUCAGCCACUGCGCCGUGGUCAACCUCACCGACGGCUUCCUGUGCCUGUCCUGGCGCGUGGGCGACUUCCGCCGGAACCACAUGGUGGAGGGCACCACGCGCGCCCAGAUGGUGCGCUCCACGCUGCACGCCACCGGACGCGUGGACGUGACCUACAAGGACCUGGAGCUGAGGCAGAGCGACAUCAUCCUGGUCACGCCCACCGUCAUCACGCACCGCAUCGACAGCCGCAGCCCUCUGUACGCCAGCACCAUGGAGGACCUGGCCAAGGACGACUUCGAGCUGGUGGUGUCCUUCACCUACACCGACGACUACACCGGCAUUCUGCACCAGACGCGCACCUCCUACAUCCCGCCGGAGAUCCUGUGGGGGCAGCUGUUCCAGGACAUGAUGCUGGUGACGCGGCGCCACUACCGCGUGGACUACAGCAUGUUCCACCACACGGCGCGCGUGCUGGUGCCCGUCAUCAGCGCCGAGGCCUACGAGCGCAGGAAGCUGCUGCAGCCGUCGCCGCGCCACUCCCCGCGGCGCUCUCCACGCUUCUCGCUGCGCGGGUCCCCCUCGCCGCCGCCCGGCCACUCGCCGCACCACUCGCCACGCCACUCGCCGCAUCACUCGCCGCGCCACUCGCCGCGCCCCUCGCCACGCCCCUCGCCACGCCCCUCCCCGCCGCCGGACGGCCGGGGGGCGUGCCUCAAGCCGCCGUCGGUCACCGUGGAGCUGGUGAGGGACGAGGUCUUUGAGGCGGAGCCGGGGGCGGAGCUGGAAAAGACCCUGACCGAGGAGGAGUACCGGCAGCACCACCAGAACACUUUGUGCCCGCCGGCGGAGCUCAGCCACACAUGACCCUGAACUCAGCAGGAGGAGGAGGAGGAGGAGGAGGGAGGAGCAGCACCCAGGGGGCUGGGAGACAGGGCACCCAGGGGUGCUGGGUGGGAGACAGGGCACCCUGGGGUGCUGGGUGGGAGACAGGGCACCCUGGGGUGCUGGGUGGGAGACAGGGCACCCAGGGGUGCUGGGUGGGAGACAGGGCACCCUGGGGUGCUGGGUGGGAGACAGGGCACCCAGGGGUGCUGGGUGGGAGACAGGGCACCCAGGGGUGCUGGGUGGGAGACAGGGCACCCAGGGGUGCUGGGAGACAGGGCACCCAGGGGUGCUGGGAGACAGGGCACCCAGGGGUGCUGGGUGGGAGACAGGGCACCCAGGGGUGCUGGGUGGGAGACAGGGCACCCAGGGGUGCUGGGUGGGAGACCGGGCCACCAGGGGUUCAUCACUGAGAGAUUUAGGAGUUGAGUAGAAGCCAGAAGAGGAAAGUUAGUUAGUUAGAAAAGGUGUAUUAUUUCUAUGUUGUGGGAUUUAUUUUCGAAUAGGCCUAUUUCAUCCCAAAAAAUAAAAGGUUGGUUAAUGUAAAUGUACAACUUGAUUUGUGAAAUGUUUGAAUGUUUUAUGGUGCAGAUUUAAAGUGUAAAUACUGUGUGUGAGCUUGUGUCUGGGUUGCUUUGUAUGAACAACAGGGGGAGAGGGGGGGGGGUUCAAACGUACCCCCACUUAUAGGCCUACCACAGAUACCAAAAGUGAUUAGACCUCUGUUACUCUCAUCUAGAACUUUAUAAUUUUUUUAUUGACUUAAUCUUCUGUAAUUAAAAAUCAGGUCGAUUUGUAUUUGACCAUUACGGGUAA